UCGAUUGAAAAAACCUUGAUUCGAGUUAUCCGAAAGGAUGAAUAAAUUGUCUGGAAUUCUACAUAGGAACAAUUUAGACAAAUUACCAGAUCCAAGCCGACUGAAAAGUUGAUGUCCAAAACCAAGCUGAGAACGAAAAGUGCAUUGAACUUUAAUUUGUUCUAUAUCUUUAUUUACUGAUCAAAAGAAGAUUGCAUGUCGUUGGAAUUCAAGUAUGAGACCGGACUUUGACACGAGUGAAACCAAUACUCACCUUUGUUUCUGCUUUCGUCGAAGAAAUCUUUUCAAAAUGAUCGUUUGGGAAAACGCAACGAUGGCAAAAUUUCUCUAAAUUUUGGAUCCAAGACUUUGAAAGAGUUGUAUACAUUCCUUAACCUAAUUGAGGCAACAGCAAACAAAAGACCAAUGUACAUAUCGUAUGCAGUGCAGGCUGCUUCAUGUCUGGAUUCACUUUUCGUGACUUUGCCAGUAAAUGUCUCAAAUUCUGCUCAUUCAGGCAGUAGUACUUCUUGCUUAGGUAAAGAGCUAUUUAUCCUAAUAUCAUCAUUGAAUAAGAACUAUUCAGUAUGAGCUUAUCAGUUAUGAAAGAAAUUUAGUGUUACUUCCAAAAUCUUUUCACAACUGUCAGUUACUUUUGUGGCAUUUCAUUUUGUGUUUCACUGAUCGCCCAACUUAUAUUAUACGGAAGAAAUUAGUUCCAAAGUACUCUUUUAACUCUGAAACUAACAAAAGAUCGUUUAAAUGAACAAAGGUUUUGCUAUUCAUCUGUGAACUAUAAUUAAAGAGCUUAAAAUAAAGAGAAGGCAACUUUGCUGUUUGACGAAAUGCUUCUCACUUAAUCUCUGUAACAUAUUUGACCGUGUUUUGUGUCAUCAUCAGUACCACGAGUCGAAUACUUGUGUAUCAUUGUCUGUAUUUAUUUUCACUUUAUUUGAGCGAUCGUCUGAAAAGUUAAAUGUACUGAAAGCUGACGCACGCAAGUUGGGCUUUAUUGAACUUUUAAAAAGUAUUCAGUUGCCAGUUUUGCAACUGGAAAUAAUUUCAGUAGAAAGGAAAACUAUUCUAGACAUCAUAUUGGUCCCUUCGAUUUUAGAAACAAAAAAAAAAAAAAACACUGUGAAAAACGAUACAAAAGCACUUGUGUAUAGAGGAGAUUUUAUUCAGAACCAACUAUACACACGUUUACCUAUUAAAUCUCUUUAAAAAAGUAACAGUGUCAUUUUUGUAACAAAAUCUUUUUACAGUUUAAAUAUCAAAUCAAAGUAUGAUGAACGGCGCUCCGGGAAACUGAAACAAAAAGAGAGAGAGUGAAAGAGAAAAGCUGACUCUCAUUUGAAAAAACUAUGACAAAUAUCCAAUAAGAACUAGUGUAAAAAGCUUGUUUUGUUUUAUAUUCUUCAACCUUCGAUGCCUAUUUUGACCAUCUCUUUGAUUUGCCUGAAUAGACUCGAGUUAGUCUAUAGACUCUAACAUAGAGUAGGUGUGAUCCUGCCACCAAGAGGGUUAAAGUUUAAUUUACGAAUAAAAGUUACAAGAACAAGGCCUAUUCUUUCGGUUACAGUUUCUUCACCAACAAAUAUCAAAGCUCCUUUUUAAAAAGAGCAACCCUUGUAAUUUCGGACAAUUGUAAACGUGUUAUGACUGAAAGAGCUCUUCAGAACCCAUCAUUGUACACAAAUCCAUCAUCUUCCGAAUUUUAAUGAAAGAAAACUUCCACAUUCUUCGCAAUGGCACAUCAUUCUGAGAACUAUCAGCGCUCUAAAAAACAUUAUUUGUGCGAACAAUGUUCAAAGGCGUUUUCCGAUGCAUCAAAUUUCAAGAAACAUCUGAGAAUCCAUUCGGGUGAAAAACCAUAUUGCUGUGCAAUUUGCUCCAGGGAAUUUUCCCAACUAUCAAACAUGAAAACGCACUUGAAAACUCACACUGGAGAAAAGCCACAUUCCUGUGAAGUGUGUUCUAAGAAAUUUUCGCAACUUUGGCACAUGAAAGCACACUUGAAAAUCCAUUCUGGCGAAAAGAGCUUUUCCUGUGAAAGUUGUUCGAAGAAAUUUGCUCGACUAUCACACCUGAAAGAUCACCUGGGAACACAUACGAAUGAAAAGCCAUUUCCUUGUGAAGUGUGUUCUAAAUCAUUUUCCUAUCUGGGAGGCCUGAAAGUGCACUUGAGAACACACACCGGAGAAAAGCCAUUUCCCUGUGAAGUGUGUUCAAAGAAAUUUUCUCUGCGAAGAAACCUGAAAGACCACCAGAAAACCCAUACUGGCGAAAAGCCAUAUUCCUGUGAAGUUUGUUCUGCGAAAUUUUCUCACCUGUCAGUUCUGAAAGACCAUCUAAGAACCCAUACUGGAGAAAAGCCAUUUAACUGUGAAGUGUGUUCAAAGAAAUUUUCUGUGCGAAGAAACCUGAAAGAACACCGGAGAACCCAUACUGGCGAAAAGCCAUAUUCCUGUGAAAUUUGUUCUGCAAAAUUUUGUUACCUAUCAGUCCUGAAAAGUCACCAGAGAACCCAUACUGGAGAAAAGCCAUUUCCCUGUGAAGUGUGUUCAAGGAAAUUUUCUUUGCGAAGAAACCUGAAAGACCACCUGAGAACCCAUACUGGCGAAAAGCCAUAUUCCUGUGAAAUUUGUUCUGCGAAAUUUUCUUACCUGUCAAUCCUGAAAAGUCACCAGAGAACCCAUACUGGAGAAAAGCCAUUUUCCUCUGAAGCGUGUUCUAAGUAGGGAUUGCAAUAAUGAAUACCGGUAUUUUGAGCUGUUUUAAAAUUUCAUUAAACCGGUAUUUGCUGAGGUAAAUUAAGGGAGAGUGUUGUACCUUGGGACAUUGCUAAUUUCUAAAAAUCUAAUUUUAGCAGCCAUGUUUUUGAAACCUCUAAUAGUGAUCUUCACCGUUUAAUGGUGCCAUACUAAAAAUCAGCAUCAAAUGAGUAAAAUUGACAGUUUUGUGAGAGAAAGAAAAUUUUAUGACUCCAAAGUAAAUCCUUUUUUCAUUUUAAUUUCAUUUUCAGUCUUUGUAUUGGUAAAACUAACCAACUGAAUUUUAUUUUGUUAUGAAUGAGACGUGUUUUGAAUAUUUUGGUUAUGAGAAAAUAAUGAUUGUACAUCGAAAUUGACCACCAUUUUGGUUUUUCUUAAACGGAGGGAUAGUACCUUGAGACAGUCAAACAUAUUAUACCUUAGGUCACAUUCCAAUGCACAACAUGUGCAUUGUUCUUAAUUAUUAAGGUACGUUUCGGACCAUGGAAAAAUUUUCUUCUCUUAUGUAGUCUUUUAAACACAUUUAAUGAUACAUUAUUAUUCAUGAUUUAAAUCAUUACAAUGAUUUUUUUUUCUUCUUGGUGCAACAUUGGUUUAAGUAUAUGGCAGUUUCCUGAAUCAUGAAGGCUUUCCCGUAGUACAACAGGAUGUGUCCCAGGGUAUAAUUGGAUGUUGUACCUUGGGACGGCUUGGAACUCUUACUUUAAAUGGCUGGCAAUAUUUUAUUUUCAAAUUGCCUGAAUUUAAAAAAAAAAUCUUUUGGUUUCUAAUGUGCCAUGUGGAUUUUGAAUUUGAUUUAAAAAAUUGACGUUAAAAAUUAAAAUAUGAAAAGUAUCCCGAGGUACAACACUCUCCCCUACCGGUAUUUUAGGUAUUAGCUGAAAAUAGUUUAACCAUUAAAAAUCUUGAUUUAACUUAUUGGACAUCUACUUUUAUUUUAAACGUGCAGUUCUUUUUCCAGGAUACAGCAGCAAACGCAAUCAAUUCAUGUGAAAAUUUGACUUCAACUGUACAAACUCAUGCGGGGCUCUCCAACCAACGGCCCUCGGGCCGGAUCCGGCCCGCAAACAGAUUUUGUCCGGCCCGUGGGAAGCUUACAAACUUUUUUUUCCGGUAGACACUCUCGUUGGAAAUAUAAUAAAUAUAAUUGAGAUAUAAUUUUUAAUCACAAAUAACUACUUAAAAUCUUUUUACCGUUAAUUUAAAUCGUUUUUUAAUCAAUUUUUACCGUUAACUACAUUUGCAGCACCCAUCUCUCCUUUUCGCUCUUUCCGAGAACAAAUUUAAUUUGUUAUCGGAAAGAACAAAUUAUCUGUUGCAUAACAAAUUAAUUUGAAGGAAAAUUUAUAAACUUAAAUUAACUCAAUGUAUGCAAAGUAUAAACUAUAGGUAAUAGCUUUUGAGUCAGAGGAAAUCUUGUAUGUUUAUUAAUGAGGUCAGUAAUGAUCAUUUAUUAUUCACCAUUUUGUUUGUUUCAUUUCCUCUCAUUCUGUGUAGUUUUAAAAAUAUGUUUUCGAAUAAAUAAUUCUUAA
This is a messenger RNA of Uloborus diversus, 4285 nucleotides long. RefSeq names its product zinc finger protein 235-like. The record is from RefSeq and is a predicted model, not a curated record. The transcript has 2 exons. The coding region runs from base 1728 to 2720 and encodes 330 amino acids. Gene Ontology annotation, biological process: regulation of DNA-templated transcription. Gene Ontology annotation, molecular function: DNA-binding transcription factor activity, RNA polymerase II-specific; RNA polymerase II cis-regulatory region sequence-specific DNA binding. NCBI's taxonomy places the organism in Eukaryota, Metazoa, Arthropoda, Arachnida, Araneae, Uloboridae.